CACUCAUAUAGCUGACCAUGGAUGACCUUUUAAAGGACAAUAUCUGCCUUCCCUUAUCACCUUUUCUAUUGCUCUGACUUGAAAGUACCUUUAUGUUUAUAUAGACGUUUCAAUCCGGGCGUGAGAUAACCAACUUCGUUUAGCUUACUAUACCCUUUCAUAGAUUUUACAAUGACUUCUGGUACUAUUUUUAUUGAGCCUGGUUAUAAAUUUGCAAUGGAAGAAUUGACCGACGAGCCACACAGCGGAAACGAAGCCUCUAUACAGGGCCAGGGCGAGAAUGUAUUUAAUUAUAUAACGGGAUGGAAGUCUCACGUUAUAAUGACAGCGCUAGGUUUUGCACUCUUCCUCGUCAAUCUUGAACUCACCAUUAUCAGCACUGCUCUCGUUUCUAUUACCAACGAUCUCAAAGAUUUCUCAAGGGCUAGCUGGGUGGUUACCGCAUAUUUGAUAAGAUAUACAUCAGGCUUAGUGCUAUGGGCAAAAGUCAGCGACCACACAGGACGCAAACCGGCCUACAUUGCUUCUCUGAUUAUCUUCAGCGCGUUUGCGGGAGGAUGUGGUGCAGCUCAGACUAUGGUUCAACUAAUAGUCUGUCGCGUGUUCCAAGGCCUCGGAGCUGGAGGUGUCUAUGCAGUAGCCAUAGUUAUGCUCUACGAGUUGAAGCCACCUCAUAAGCUCGCCCAAAUAACGUCUGUGUCAGCUGGUGCAGCCGCGCUUGGAAAUGCCCUGGGGCCUAUCUUUGGCGGCUUGAUAUCUCAGGGGUCAACAUGGCGAUGGGUAUUUCUCCUCAAUGUUCCGUCAGGAAUUCUCGUAGCAGCCAUGGUUUUCUUCGUAGUGCCGAGAGAUUACCCAUAUCAGGGUCUCCCGCGAAGGAAGCCACAGCUCAAAUUCAAGACUCUUGACUUCACUGGGGCGUUUCUCAUGCUUACAGCAUUAAUACUGCUUAUCAGUGGGCUUGAACAAGCUGCUUCGCUGUUAUUCUGGGCAUCUGCUACCGUCAUUAUUCCGAUUUGUGUUUCGGUUGUCAUAUGGAUGGCAUUCUUCGCCAGCCAGUGGUACUUUACCCGCCCCGCGAGUCCGGUAGAACCCAUCUUCCCUUGGAGGUUCUGUCAAAGUCGAGGGAUAAUUGGCCUUCUGGUGAAUUCUUUCACGACCGGAUCGGUCAGUAUAACGUGCACUAUCCAACUUCCUAUCCGGUAUCAGACAACAGUAGGAGCUGAUCCACUCCAAGCUGGCAUAAAGUUACUGCCAUUUGUAUUAUGUGGACCUCUCGGUGCUAUUCUUACUGCGUCUAUCUCUAAGAACCGACGCGUCCCCCCACAACACUUAGCUCUCGUCGCCUCAAUCUUACAGAUGUUGGGGCUUAUUUUCAUCUCCCAAGGCCCUGUUGAUAAUCCAGACUGGACACCUCUGUAUGGACUCGAAGUUCUAGUUGGUUUAGGGAUGGGCAUGGGUAUAGGGAUAGUAACAUUGCUAACACCUUAUAUGGUAGAAAAAAGGGAUUUAGCGGUCGCAUCUGCAGCUGGAACUCAAUUUCGCUUCCUCGGCAGCGCUUUUGUAGUCCCCAUCACCACUGCGGUGGGUAAUGGGUGGGUAAAAGAUCAACUAUCCAGCUCGCUGACAUCCUCUCAAAUCGACCGAAUCUUUCAAUCGACGGCAUCUAUCUACGAACUUCCAAAACCGUUACAACCUAGCAUUAGAAGUAUAUUUGUCAGGGGAUUUAAUCUCGAAAUGCAUGUUGUGCUUGGAUUCGCAGUUGCAUCCGUGCUUAGUAUAGCAUUGAUGUGGCGAAGGAAUCCAAUUAGGGUUGAAUGAUCCCAAUUUCUUUGAACUAUCCGAGUGUCAGUUUCCUGAGGUAUCACGGAUCAUGAAUCUGGUUAUUCUAUUCAUUCUGUUCGUGCUG
Molecule: messenger RNA, 1906 nt
Organism: Daldinia decipiens
Lineage: Eukaryota; Fungi; Ascomycota; Sordariomycetes; Xylariales; Hypoxylaceae
Product: putative multidrug resistance protein fnx1
Exons: 7
Coding region: 172-1818 (548 amino acids)
Biological process (GO): transmembrane transport
Molecular function (GO): transmembrane transporter activity
Source: RefSeq, a predicted model, not a curated record